UUCAAAAUCACAAACCGCGAUAUUUAUCUUUCUUUCCACAAGUUCCUCCUCUAUAUCAGUAGCCAUAACACACACACACACACAACACAGACUGAGAGAGAUGGAAGCAAGAAAUCUCCUCCGCUACACCUUCUUUCUCUUCUUCGCACUAUUACUCGUACUCUUCACUCUCUCCAACCUCCCAUCCCCGCCGUCCAACAAGGCGGAGAUGCUGGACUGCGCCGCCUACUCCCCCUGGUGCACCUCCAAGAACCGUAUCCAAUCCAAGAAACCCGACUUUCUCCAGAAACCCACCAACCCCACGCGCCGCCGCCACUCCGUCGACGUUCCACACCAUCCUCUCGAUCCUCUCACCGUGACAGAGCUGAACACAGUUCGGAAAAUCAUUCAAACACUCGACUUCUUCAAGAACAAAGCCUAUGCGCUUCACUCCGUAGUUCUCGAGGAGCCGGACAAGAAGGUGGUGCUCCGGUGGAAGAAGGGGGAUCCCCUUCCACCGAGGAAGGCCGCCGUAGUGGCACGUGUGGGCGGGGCGUCGCACGUGCUGACAGUGGACUUGGGUUCCGGUGAGGUGACCCGCCACGAGACGGGUCAUAUGUCGGGUUACCCGACUAUGACGGUGGAGGACAUGACAUCGGUGACGUGGGCCCCACUGGCGAGCGCUGAUUUCAACCGGACGGUGGUGGAGCGCGGAGUGGAUUUGGCGGACCUUGCUUGCCUGCCCAUUUCGCUUGGAUGGUUUGGUAAGAGUGAGGAGAACAGGAGAUUGAUCAAAGUCCAAUGUUACUCCAUGAAGGACACCGCCAACUUCUACAUGCGACCAAUCGAAGGCCUGACAGUGCUGGUAGAUUUGGACACCAAAGAAGUUGUUCACAUAACUGACAAAGGCAAAAACAUACCAAUUCCAAACGCCGCCAACACAGACUACCGUUUUGCGGCCCAGAAUUCCUACCAAAGCCUGGUGAAUCCCAUCUCCAUUGAGCAACCAAAGGGCCCAAGUUUCACCAUCCAGGAUGACCAUUUGGUCAAGUGGGCAAACUGGGAAUUUCACCUCAAACCCGACCCGAGAGCCGGGGUGAUCGUUUCCCGGGCCAUGGUCCGGGAUUCGGGAACCGGUGAGAUGAGGAAUGUGAUGUACAAAGGGCUGACUUCCGAGUUGUUCGUGCCCUACAUGGAUCCUACUGACGCGUGGUACUUUAAGACGUACAUGGAUGCAGGGGAAUACGGGUUCGGGCUGCAGGCAAUGCCGCUCGACCCGCUUAAUGAUUGUCCGAGGAACGCGUAUUACAUGGAUGGUGUGUUUGCGGCAGCUGAUGGCACGCCUUACGUUAGGUCGAAUAUGGUUUGCGUUUAUGAGAGCUAUGCGGGUGAUAUUGGAUGGCGACACUCGGAGAGCCCGAUCACUGGAAUGGAGAUUCGAGAGGUGAGACCGAAAGUGACUCUGGUGGUUAGGAUGGCAGCUUCAGUCGCCAACUACGACUACAUUGUGGACUGGGAGUUCCAAACAGAUGGGCUAAUCAGAAUCAAGGUCGGGCUGAGUGGAAUACUGAUGGUGAAAGGCACUCCUUAUGCCAACAUGAACCAAGUUAACGAUCAAGAAAGCCUCUACGGCACACUCUUGUCCGAGAAUGUCAUUGGUGUGAUCCACGACCACUUCAUCACAUUCUACCUCGACAUGGACGUUGACGGCUCCGACAACUCGUUCGUCAAAGUCAAUCUCCAACGAGCAUACACCUCCCCUGAAGAGUCUCCUAGAAUGAGCUACUUGAAAGCAGUGAGAAACGUGGCCAAGACCGAAAAAGAUGCACAAAUAAAGCUCAAACUCUAUGAUCCAUCUGAAUUCCAUGUCGUUAACCCGACGAAGAAAACGAGGGUGGGCAACCCCGUUGGCUACAAGGUGGUGCCUGCAGGCACUGCUGCUAAUCUGCUCGACGUCAAUGAUCCCCCACAAAAGCGUGGAGCGUUUACAAACAACCAAAUUUGGGUCACUCCUUACAAUGAAACCGAGCAGUGGGCCGGUGGCCUGUUCGUGUACCAGAGUCACGGUGAAGAUACGUUGGAAGUAUGGGCUAACAGGGAUAGGGAGAUUGAGAAUAAGGAUAUCGUCGUCUGGUACACAUUGGGCUUCCAUCACGUCCCCUGUCAGGAAGACUUCCCCAUUAUGCCGACGGUGUCAGCCAGCUUCGACCUGAAGCCGGUGAACUUCUUUGAGAGCAAUCCCAUUCUCAAGAUUCCUCCCAAUGUUGAGAGUGAUCUGCCAAUUUGCAAGGCUGAUGCUUCAGCUUGACAAGUACUACAUUUUUGUGCACAUGUUGAAGAAAUUAAGGACUUGCAUUGUUGUAUAUAGUAGUUUGUCUAUCAUAAUCAGAAAUCAAACACUGCUCCAGGUUAAUAAAAUGUUUCUAGUAACGUGUGACAUUUAUAAUUCUAAAUAUUAUGGAAGUUUUACUGCUAA
Messenger RNA from Sesamum indicum (sesame), 2455 nucleotides. Its product is annotated as amine oxidase [copper-containing] gamma 2. Gene Ontology annotation, molecular function: quinone binding; primary methylamine oxidase activity; copper ion binding. The record is from RefSeq and is a predicted model, not a curated record. NCBI's taxonomy places the organism in Eukaryota, Viridiplantae, Streptophyta, Magnoliopsida, Lamiales, Pedaliaceae. Gene Ontology annotation, biological process: amine metabolic process.